Messenger RNA from Ruditapes philippinarum (Manila clam), 3333 nucleotides. RefSeq names its product palmitoyltransferase ZDHHC17-like. Lineage: Eukaryota; Metazoa; Mollusca; Bivalvia; Venerida; Veneridae. Gene Ontology annotation, cellular component: Golgi membrane. The record is from RefSeq and is a predicted model, not a curated record. Bases 70 to 2049 code for a protein of 659 amino acids. The transcript is spliced from 15 exons. Gene Ontology annotation, molecular function: palmitoyltransferase activity; protein binding. Gene Ontology annotation, biological process: protein palmitoylation.
GCGGGAUACUGUUGAUAACUUCGUUUAAUUUUUCUUAUCCGAGAAUUGGAAAUUAAACAGACUAGAAAAAUGGAAGAAAAAGAUCCAAACUGUAAUCCAAUUCAACCUUUAUUAGAGAAGGGUGAGGUGGCUGAAACAUUAUCACCUGUUCCAUCAGAAAAUGCCAUACAUCAGCCUGGUCCAGAAGAUUUUAAGAACUUUGAUAUUGUUCGAGCUACUCAGUAUGGAGUGUUUGAGAGGAUACAGGAGCUUGUUGAAGGAGGGUAUGAUGUUAACAUGAUGGAUAAAGAGAAUGUCAGUCUUCUACAUUGGGCAGCUAUCAACAAUAGAGUAGAUAUUGUCAGGUAUUUUAUGUCAAAGAAGGCAAUAGUUGAUAGAUUUGGUGGAGAUUUGAACUCUACACCUCUUCAUUGGGCAACAAGACAGGGACAUUUACCAAUGGUAGUUUUACUGUUAUCAUACGGAGCUGACCCGUCAUUGAGGGAUGGAGAAGGUUGUAGUUGCAUACAUUUGGCAUCUCAAUUUGGACAUACAUCUAUUGUAGCAUAUCUUAUAGCAAAGGGACAAGAUGUUGAUAUGUUAGACAAGAAUGGAAUGACUGCUCUCAUGUGGGCAUCAUACAGAGUGUUUGGACAUGACCCUGCACGUUUACUGCUGACAUUUGGUGCCGCAGUCAACAAAUCUGACAAGUUCCAGCAGAACACGCCCCUUCACUGGGCAUGUACGACAGGUAAUAAUGUAGUCGCUAAAUUACUGCUGGACAAAGGAGCAGAGCUUGAUGCCUUAAAUGCAAAGGGUGAAUCACCUUUAGAUAUAGCAGUACAACAGAAAAAUCCAGGCUUAGUGAGAAAAAUCCGAGAGCUUCGUCUAGAACGAGGGCUAGAUAUGCCUCAUUGCCUUAUCAAAUAUACCUCAAAUAAGGCUGUCCGCAGAAAGAUGAUGUUUAUUUUCCCAUUUAUAUUGCUGUUUGGAGUGGGUUUCAUACCAGAAAGCUCCCUGGCAGUCGAGAUAAAGGCAUUGUUUGCUGGGAUACUGUUUCUGUACUGGAGAACUUGUGCCUAUUUUUUCUUUGAUGAUCGUCUGUGGAUUAUAAUGCCUGUAGCUUGGUACCUGGCAACUAAACUGUGGAUGUAUACAACAUGGUUCCUAUACUUACAUCCAGUUGUUGAAGCUACAUUGUUACAAGAUGUUGUAUUCUGGAUAGUUAGUGUAUUGCUCACCUUCAACUUUUAUAAGGCAUGGAAGACAGACCCUGGCUUCAUUAAGGCUGAUAGAACAGAGAAAAUAAAGGGUAUUCUAGAAUUAGCCGAGACACAAUCAUUACAUUUACACCAAUUUUGUACAACAUGUCUGAUACGUCGACCCCUCAGGUCAAAGCAUUGUUCUGUAUGUAACAAAUGUGUUGCUAAGUUUGAUCAUCAUUGUCCAUGGGUAGAAAAUUGUGUAGGUGCCAAUACCCACAAGUAUUUUGUAUUGUAUCUUUUCUUUCUACAUAUCUUGAUAUGCUGGUGUAUCUAUGGAUGCAUAUGUUACUGGCAAGCAAACUGUGCACCAAUGAGUUUCUAUGAUGAUGGUUUCACAGGCAUAUUAUGGAAAGUAAUUAAACCGUCACCAUGGGUGUUUUGGAUCGGGCUCAACUCAUUUUUACACUUCUUGUGGGUAGGGGCACUCCUUCUUAGUCAGCUGUAUCAGAUAAUGUGGCUUGGUAUGACCACAAAUGAGAGGUUAAACCAGGCGAGAUAUUUCUAUCUUGACGCCAUGAGUAAACGUCGUAAGGCAGAGGGUAAAGCGCCACCUGGUGAUAAUCAUGGUCACUCUCAUGGUAUCGGGGACAAACACUGCUUCAAGGAUCACACCAAACAUGCCUAUGAGAAUCCUUUCCAUCGUGGAGUCUGCAAGAACCUUGUUGAUUUGAUGAACUGGAGAUGCUGUGGUCUAUUCCGCCCUAGUAGAAUGAAUUGGUACACCAUGUUUGAUAUCCCAGGGAAGGAAACCAACAAUCCCAGAAUGCCACUCAAUGUGCCACGUGAGAACUACCAAUUUGUGUAAAUCACUUUGAUCAAAUCCAUCCACCAACAUGGACAUUUUUCUACAGAUUUUUACAUUAGAAUUUCCUUUGUAUUUUAUACAUUUUUCUUAAGUUUUAUUAUUUUCUUAUCUGUGAUUUUAUUUUUUGUCUUGAGAAAUCAUUCAAAUUAAUUGCGAAAUGAAAUAAAUAUUAAUGGUUUGAAAGCUGUUUACGUGUGACAAAUGGUGUACAUGUAUAUAUAGAUUAUGUGCGUAAGAAAUUAAUUAUGAAUGUUAAGAAGAAGAAAGGCGGUAAGUUAUAUUACUGUAUGUUACACGUGUAUCAUAUAGAAGUUGUAUAUAAAAUUGAGAUAUAAUUUAAAAUAAUGUUAAAUUUGACAGUGCUGUCAAUACACUACACUUCAAGGCUAUUUUGAACCAAUACAUUAUAAAGGUCAAGGUAUUAGGUAUAUCGUUUUUAUGCUUGAAACUUUUGAUUGUAGUGUUGAUUUUGAUUAAAAAGUUGUUUAUAUUAAAAGACUUUAUAAAGAGUAGUUAUUUGUUAGUUGCAGAUAUGUUUUGUAUUUUGAAAUUAUAUUUGUUAUUGGGGCCAUAUUUAAUAACUUUUAAGUUAUGUUUUUUUUAUUUCAGUCCUCUGUAUGUUAAUCAUGUUAUAUUAAAUUAACAUUCUAACAUGAUUCACAAAAUACCCUUACGAAACAGAUAGGGCAAUCAAGUACAGAAUUACAUGAUAUGCACAGCAUAAAAAAACAAAUGUUUACACAACAUAUGAUAUGACAUCAGAUAUGAGGUCAAUAAACUAAUUGACAUCAAGAAAAUUACUUGUACGCCAAAUGUUGUUUAACAUACAUUGUAUUUUUAUCAAACCUCUUUUUUCUUAGCAUGUUAGAAUGGAAAUAGAUAUUAAUUUUUUUUGCAUUACAGCAUAAUAAUGCACUGUUUAUUGUUCAAAUAUUUUGUAAUUAAUUAUUUUAGCCUAUCGGCCUUUGUGAUUAUAUUCCUGCACAUUUAAACUCCAACCAUGCAUUAUUCUACAAUGCCCUGAAAAUUGCUAUCCACUUUCUAAAAAAAUAAUUAUACUUCAUUUAUAUUGAUAAAAAGAUUUAUUUUAAAAAUGGGGGAAAAAAAUGUGUACUAGUAAAAUCAUUUUGAAAAGGUUAUAAUUAUGUGAUAUAGUUUUAAGGUAAAUUAUUUAUGAUUUAUAGCAUUGUUAGAUUUUAUUUAUGUUGUAACUUAUUACUUUUUCAUAUUUAAUCAAGGAUAAAUAUCUAUUUAAGAAAAAAUGAAAAACAGUUAUAAUCUUUU